Molecule: messenger RNA, 1953 nt
Organism: Brachypodium distachyon (stiff brome)
Lineage: Eukaryota; Viridiplantae; Streptophyta; Magnoliopsida; Poales; Poaceae
Product: pentatricopeptide repeat-containing protein At3g24000, mitochondrial
Exons: 1
Coding region: 1-1953 (650 amino acids)
Biological process (GO): RNA modification
Molecular function (GO): zinc ion binding; RNA binding; protein binding
Source: RefSeq, a predicted model, not a curated record
AUGCCGGUAUUUCCUCCUCCAACCCCAUGUGCGCUCAACUCGACCUCCAGCCCCGCCCGCGACCUGUUCGACGCUAUUCCUCACCGGAAUGCGAAGCCGGUGCCAUGUCGGCGUCGGACCCGCCGCCACGGCGGCCGCACCACCAUCUCGUCCUCGUCACCCACCUUGUCCGCCGCCCGAGACCGAAUCGCCGACGACCCCACGCCCCGCUUAUUCUCCGCUCUAUUCAAGGCCGCCUCGUCCGCUUCCCCCUCCAUGGGCGCGCAGCUCCACGCGCAGGCCGUCGUCCGCGGCUUCUUGGACGAUGCGGGUAGCAUCAUCCUCCCCACCGCUAUUCUCAACUUCUACGCGUCAUGUCGGGAGCCCGACCUCGCGCGGCGGGUGUUCGACGCAAUGGCGUGCACGAAUGCCGUCACCUGGAACGCGCUCAUCAAGGGAUACGCGCAGGCGGGUCGCAGGGAGGAGGCGCUGGAGCUCUUCCUAGCCAUGAGGAGACAGAGCCAUGUCGCUCCCGACAGGUAUACGUUCCCAGCGUUGCUGUCGGGCAUUGGCAGGGAGCAAGGGGGCGGCUGCAUGCAAGAACUCGGGGGAGCCGUGCACGGGCAAGCAAUCAAAUCUGGGCUGAACAGAGAUCCAUUUGUGGGAGCUUCGCUCGUUUCUAUGUACGCAGCUAGAGGGGCACUGGACGAAGUGAAGGUUGUCUUUGAUGAUGUAGAUACUUUGGACCCAGUUGUCUGGUCUUCUUUGAUCUCUGCCUAUGUGAACUGCAAGGAGGAAGAGGGUGCUCUCCUAACUUUCUACAGGAUGUUGUGUCGAGAUAUUAAACCGAGGCAGUUCGUGUACUCGAGCAUGUUUGCUGUCUGUGGGAGCAUGUCAAUGCUGGAGAUGGGCAGGCAAGUUCAUGCCCACAGCCUGAAGAGCAAUACUGACAAGGAUGCUGCAAUGACGAAUGCACUUUUGACCAUGUACUCGGAUUGUGGAUGCAUUAGAGAUGCACUGAGAGUCUUCAAUUCAAACGAUAUUGUGGAUGUAGUAUCCUACAAUUCUAUAAUUUUGGCUCUUGGGCAGCAUGGACACCCGAAAGAAGCAACUGAGCUUUACAGGCAGAUGAACUGUGCUGGUCUGAUGCCGGAUGAUGUCACAUUAUUGAAUCUUCUUUCUGCUUUCAAUCAUGCUGGUCUUGUUCAUGAAGGCUUGCAUAUCUUCAACUCCAUGUUGGAUAUGGAGGGUAUAAAACCAACAUAUCAACAUUAUGCCUGUGUUGCUGACAUGUUGGCUCGAUCAGGACAAAUCGGGGAAGCCAUGAAAACAAUUUAUGAAAUGCCCUUUGAAGCUGAAGCACCAUUAUGGAGGAUUAUUCUGGGUGCUUGUAGCAAACACCGUGACAUUAGAACUGGUACAAAGAUUGCAGAAAUGCUGUUUGAGAUGGAACCUUAUGAAGCCACAAAUUAUAUACUACUUGGUAAUAUCUACACGAGGUUAGGGAGGUGGACAGAAGCAGAAAAGGUUAGAAAUAUGAUGGAAAAGAGAGGUAUAGAUAGGGAUGAUGCAUUUAGUUGGAUUGAGAUCAGCCAGAGGACACAUAGAUUUGGUGUUGAUGACCGUUCACACCCCAUCUCCAGAGAGAUAUACAGGAAUUUGGAUAGGUUAAUAGGUAGUAUCAAGGUUGCAGGUUAUGUCCCUGAUAUCAGUUUUGCUGCACACAACAUAAAAAAAGACAGAAGAGAAGAAUCACUACAUUACCACUGUGAAAAACUGGCCUUUGCUUUUGGGGAUUUGGCCACUCCUUCAGGAGACACUCUCCGCAUCAUGAAGAACCUUCGUGUUUGCGGUGAUUGCCAUUGUGCAUACAAAUACUUCUCCCUUAUCACAGGAAGAGAAAUAAUACUGAGAGAUAAUCACAGGUUUCAUCAUUUCAACAAGGGGGCUUGUUCAUGUGGUGAUUAUUGGUGA